AGCUCAACCCCAAAAUGGCGGGAAUCAGCCCGGAGACGGCGCUGCCAGCUACAGAACCUCCAUCAAAACGGCGAAGGGUACAAGAUGACAGCGUCGAUUCCACCCCGUCAUGUUUUGAGUCGCCUGAUGGCGCACCCCAGAGCCCCGCGCCAAACACUAGCCGCCUUCCCGACCAGAGCCUCUCCAUUCGGCAUGCGAAUCUUCAUGCCAAACCCAACAACCACCACCGCCACGACCAAAUUCCGAUCAUCCCCAACUACCAACCCCACCUCGUCCUCCAAGGCCACACCCGCGCCGUCUCCCAAGUGCGCAUCUCCCCCGAUGGCCGAUGGAUUGCCUCGGCCUCGGCCGACGGCACAGCCAAGAUUUGGGACGCCGCGACCGGCGCCCACCUCGAAACACUCGUCGGCCACAUGGCGGGCGUCUCGUGCGUGGCUUGGGCGCCCGACAGCAACACCCUCGCUACUGGCUCCGAUGACAAGGCGAUCCGGCUCUGGGACCGCGUCACCGGUAGCCCCGCGCAUGCCGUCGCCCACCGAGAGAACCCUGGGGCGGCGGCGGGGCUAGUGAUGAAGGGCCUGACAGGGAAAGCGGCCGCGGCGAGGAGAGCCCGGACAGGUGUCCCCGGGGAGGGAGUCAGGGGCGGGAGGACGGGACGGGGCCCGCUGCUGGGGCAUCACAACUAUGUUUAUUGCCUUGCGUUCUCACCCAAGGGGAAUAUCCUGGCGAGCGGGAGCUACGACGAGGCUGUGUUUCUGUGGGAUGUAAGGGCCGGAAGGCUGAUGAGGAGCCUGCCCGCGCAUAGCGACCCUGUGAGCGGGGUGGAUUUUUGCAGGGACGGGACGUUGGUGGUGAGCUGUUCUACCGACGGGUUGAUCCGCAUCUGGGAUACGUCCACCGGCCAGUGCUUGCGGACUCUGGUGCACGAAGACAACCCUGCGGUUACCAACGUCUGUUUCAGCCCGAAUGGUCGAUUCGUUCUGGCCUUCAACCUUGACCACUCUAUACGACUGUGGGAUUACGUCUCUGGUGCCGUCAAGAAGACAUACCAGGGCCACACCAAUAAGGGAUUUUCGAUCGGGGGGUGCUUCGGCGUUCUCACCGACGCCGACGAUGGAGCUGGGGAAGACGCAGACGAUAAUGGCAAUAUCCGCCAGCAAGCGUUCAUUACGUCAGCCAGCGAGGACGGGGAUAUUGUCAUGUGGGACGUCGCGAGCAAGGCGGUAGUGCAGCGAAUCAAGGGCGCGCACAAGGGGGUGUGUUUCUGGGUUGACGUUCACGGCAGCACCAUGGCGAGCGCCGGACAGGAUAACUUAAUCAAGGUGUUCAGACACCGACCGAGGGGUGGCCGUCUCAAGCGGGAAAACGGUGUUGGUGAGGGCAUAGACGGGGUUAACGGAGAUGAUGAACAGGACGGUACUCCUGAUGCUGCGAUGGCGGAUGAGGAAUUGCAACGACGUAUUGGGGCCAGUGAGGCGUCGCCUGGAUUGCACGUCAAAGAAGAACAACCGUGA
Parathielavia appendiculata is the source of this 1514-nucleotide messenger RNA. RefSeq names its product WD40 repeat-like protein. The transcript has 3 exons. Gene Ontology annotation, molecular function: protein binding. Bases 15 to 1514 code for a protein of 499 amino acids. Lineage: Eukaryota; Fungi; Ascomycota; Sordariomycetes; Sordariales; Chaetomiaceae. The record is from RefSeq and is a predicted model, not a curated record.